Molecule: messenger RNA, 1953 nt
Organism: Girardinichthys multiradiatus
Lineage: Eukaryota; Metazoa; Chordata; Actinopteri; Cyprinodontiformes; Goodeidae
Gene: tmpoa
Product: thymopoietin a
Exons: 6
Coding region: 201-1325 (374 amino acids)
Molecular function (GO): DNA binding
Source: RefSeq, a predicted model, not a curated record
UUUUAGGUAUUUCCCGUUUGUCUUCAAAUGUUAUUAGUAAAGCACACCGCUUUUAGCUAACUAAAGCCACUAAGAGGCGCCGUUCAGCUGUUCUACUUUCACUAGGCCAUUCCUCUGUUUACUCCAGCUCUCUGCCUUCGGUGCCGCCAAGCUAAUUUACCCGGGAAGAGUGGAUCUUAUGACAUAUUCUUAACGUCGACAUGCCGGUGUACCUGGACGACCCGUCUAUCCUCACCAAAGAGAAGCUAAAAAGCGAGCUUCUUGCCCACAACGUGGAGCUGCCGACUGGCAACCCAACCAAGGACGUGUAUGUGCAGCUUUAUCUGGAGAACCUGACCGCCCAGAACAAGAAGCAUGUCACGGCCGCAGCUCUGGACGCGUUUUCCAGCGACGAGGAGCUGCCGCCGCCCGUGGUCUCCAACAGAAACCGCUCCUCCGGAAGGAAAGCCACCAGGAAAUCAGACAAGCCUCAUCCAGAGAUCGUCGACAUCAUGUCCCUCACCGAUGAGGGCCUGAGGAACGAGUUGCAAAAGCAUGGAGUGAACGUGGGGCCAAUUGUAGAAUCAACCCGUAAACUGUAUGAGAAGAAGCUCCAGAAAUACUUGGACGAUGGUCCUGCACAGCUGUAUCCCACAGAAAUACAAGUGAACCACAACGGCAGCUCUGAAUCUGAAAUCUACAGCGACAAGGAGGACGAAGUGGUGGCAGCACUAGAAACUGUGAUUGAGCCUGAACCAGAACCAAUUCCAAUGGUGGAGAGACGAAUGAGGAGCAGAGAGAAAACCCCAGAUAGCAGUCCCACCAGUAACAACAGCGGCCAGCACCAUACGGUUGAGAAAAACACUGCAAGUGAUCAGACUCUAAAAGCAGAGAAAGAUGACAUGAAGGAGCUUUUUUCCACUGACAUAAACAGUCCGUCUGGAUUCAGCGCCGUGUGUCGCAAGCCCAUCCGAGGAGCAGCUGGACGCCCAGUAACCUCCAGUGAUUUGUGGAAUGAUGAGAAUUCCCUUCUAUCUCCCAAAACCACCAGGACUGGCAGCUAUUCCUACACAGGGAUCCAUGCAGUCAACAGAGUAUCCAGUGUGAAUCCCUCCACCUCCUUUUCAUCUUCCAGCUCCUCCUCCAGUGCCUCCUUUACCACUGCUACAGCUCCAUCUACAGGUCCAACCAAAGCCGUGCGGCACACUGUGUCCCUAUGGAAAAAGCUGGUCCUGUUUGGCAUUUUGGUCACAUUCCUGAUUUUUGUUUACCUGGCCAUGGAGACAAACUCUGUUGGCCCGUUUCAAGCCUCAGACUUAGAGGCAGCUGCAGAUGGAACAGCAUAGAGUGCUGAUAAAAUCUUGUUGAGUGGUGUGGUAGGGGGGCUAAAUGCUUCUUCUUCAUCAGUUUUUAAGUGUGAAUCUGCAUCUCAAUGUAGCAUGUUUUUCUGACCUGAUGAUUACCUGAUGUCAACUUAUAUUUUUAAGUGUCUUUCCUUCUUAACCAGUCUCAAGUAAAGGUCUGAAGAGUAGUGAUGUGUGCCUGAAGGAUCAUUUUGUGUGGCUGUGAAAGUACUGAAACAUCUGUUGCUGUUUUGGUCCAUUCCUGACCCUGGAUUUAAAACCGAGCCAUCCACUGAUCAUCUUUAGAAAUGCAAACAUGCAAUAUUGUGAGGAUUUUCCUUUUUACAUGUGCUAUUUUUAAAUCAUACCAGUUCGGUGUAGGUUUUGUAUUGAAAAUGUGCCUUGCUUUGUGUUAGCCUUUAUGGCUUAAAAGUGCUUAGUUUUUGUAACUGGGACCAUCUUUGUUAAUGAGAUAGGAAUGCCUGUUGACAUUAACCAGAUGCUUUUAUAACUUAAACUCUUGAUAUAUUUUCUUAAUGCUUUGUAUAAAAUAUAAAUGAAUAUGUCUAUUUUCCACUUAUGUAGUCACUGCUUUGCCCACUAAAUAAACUUGAAUGUUAUUGCAACAGAA